CUAACAACCCACCUUCCACCCGCCUCUCCAGCUGAGAAAACAUCCUCUGCUACAGUUUUGACCUCCGAGUCACCUUCUCCGUGUUAUUCUCUUCAUACCCUCUUCGAUACCCCCUUCUUUGAGUUAGUUAUUCCUUCGCAACAAUGUCCGGACAGUUCUACAUCGAGAACAAAAACGUGGGCGACAAGACCACGACCGAGGAUUGGCGCAUCCGCGGCUACAACCCUCUGACGCCGCCCAAUCUGCUCCAGCACGAGAUUGCCCAGAGCCAAAAGUCCAAGGACACGGUCAUCCAGGGCCGCAAUGAAGCAGUGGCUGUUGUGCAGGGCACCGACCCCAAGCAACGCCUGCUGGUAGUCAUUGGACCCUGCUCCAUCCACGACCCAGCCAUGGCGCUCGAGUACUGCGACCGCCUGCUCAAGCUGAAGGAGAAGUACCAGGACGACCUGCUCAUCGUCAUGCGCUCCUACCUCGAGAAGCCGCGUACCACGGUUGGCUGGAAGGGCCUGAUCAACGACCCGGACAUUGACAACUCCUUCCAAAUCAACAAGGGUCUCCGGAUAUCGCGCCAGAUGUUCGUCGACCUGACGGAGAAGGGCAUGCCCUUGGCCAGCGAGAUGCUCGACACCAUCUCCCCGCAAUUCCUGGCGGACCUGCUGAGCGUCGGCGCCAUUGGCGCCCGCACCACCGAGAGCCAGCUGCACCGCGAACUGGCCUCGGGUCUGUCCUUCCCCGUCGGCUUCAAGAACGGCACCGACGGCACGCUGGGCGUGGCUAUUGACGCCAUUGGCGCCGUCAGACACCCGCACCACUUCCUGUCGGUGACGAAGCCCGGUGUCGUCGCCAUCGUCGGCACCGUCGGCAACGAGGACUGCUUCAUCAUCCUGCGCGGCGGCAAGAAGGGCACCAACUACGACGCUAAGAGCAUCAAGGAGGCCAAGGAGAAGCUGGGCGAGACGGGCACUAACUCCCGCCUCAUGGUCGACUGCAGCCAUGGCAACUCUGAGAAGAACCACAAGAACCAGCCCAAGGUCGCGCAUGUCCUGGCCGAGCAGAUUGCUGCGGGCGAGACGUCCAUCAUGGGUGUCAUGAUCGAGAGCAACAUCAAAGAGGGCAGCCAGAAGGUCCCCAAGGAGGGCCGCGCCGGCCUCGAAUACGGCGUCUCCAUCACGGACGCCUGCAUCGGCUGGGAAGACACCGAGGCCGUCCUCGCAGAGUUGGCCGGGGCAGUGCAGAAGCGCAGGGAAGUUCUCGGCAGCAAAUAGACGCGGCGCCGCGUUCAUUUCUUUUCAUUUUCUUGGUCUGGUUAUAUACAUUUCUGCAUUUUGGAGGGCAAAAAAUACACCAUGAUGGCGGGGCCAGAUAGCAGUUGGCGUUUAAUCAGAAAGCAGCAUCAUCAUUAAGAUCUCACGCGAUCUGUUCUCAACAGC
Messenger RNA from Aplosporella prunicola CBS 121167, 1430 nucleotides. RefSeq lists its product as uncharacterized. Gene Ontology annotation, biological process: aromatic amino acid biosynthetic process. Gene Ontology annotation, cellular component: cytoplasm. The transcript has 3 exons. Bases 144 to 1265 code for a protein of 373 amino acids. Gene Ontology annotation, molecular function: 3-deoxy-7-phosphoheptulonate synthase activity. The record is from RefSeq and is a predicted model, not a curated record. Lineage: Eukaryota; Fungi; Ascomycota; Dothideomycetes; Botryosphaeriales; Aplosporellaceae.